Messenger RNA from Zophobas morio, 1635 nucleotides. Its product is annotated as phosphoglycerate kinase-like. Bases 232 to 1536 code for a protein of 434 amino acids. Gene Ontology annotation, biological process: glycolytic process; gluconeogenesis. Gene Ontology annotation, molecular function: ATP binding; ADP binding; phosphoglycerate kinase activity. The record is from RefSeq and is a predicted model, not a curated record. Gene Ontology annotation, cellular component: cytosol. Lineage: Eukaryota; Metazoa; Arthropoda; Insecta; Coleoptera; Tenebrionidae. The transcript has 8 exons.
CCGUUCUUCGCGCCCAAAAAUCACUAUCAUGCUCGUGUAAAUGAAAAUCACUCUUCUAAUUUUAUCCACCGCUUCAGUGCGUUCUUUGACCCCCAUAAAUCACGCCAAUUUAUCAACGAAUUCAAUUGUUUGAUAAACCCUGUCUGACCUCUACUUGACAUUUGGAGGGCAGAAGUUGAAAACACAACUUCAAAUCACUCUUCUUCCACAAUUCGCUAAAAACCGAUCAAAAUGCAAUUUAAUAAAUUAAGCCUCGACGCCCUUCAAGUGGCCAACAAGCGCGUCCUGAUGCGCGUCGACUUCAACGUGCCCCUGAAGGACGGAAAAAUCACCAACAACCAGCGCAUAGUGGCCGCCUUGGACUCCAUCCGCUACGCCCUCGACAAGAACGCCAAGAGCGUCGUACUCAUGUCCCACCUCGGCCGGCCCAACGGCAGCCCCAAUCCCAAAUACAGCCUCAACCCCGUAGCCGCCGAACUCAAAACCCUCAUCAACAGAUUGACUAAAUCUGACUCUUGUGAUAGUGAUAGUAACCAAAACUUGUUGCCUAAAAGAGACGUCACGUUCCUCACGGACUGCGUGGGCCCCGAAGUCGAGAAAGCCUGCGCCGACCCCAAACCCGGCUCGCUCAUCCUUCUGGAGAAUUUGCGGUUCCACAUUGAAGAGGAGGGCAAAGGGGUGGACGCCAGUGGCAAGAAAAUCAAAGCGGAGGCGGAUAAAGUGGCGGCGUUCCGCCAGAGCUUGAGGAAGCUGGGGGAUGUGUAUGUGAACGACGCUUUCGGGACGGCCCAUCGGGCGCACUCUUCCAUGAUGGGGGAGGGCUUCGACCAGAGGGCUGCUGGGUUUUUGUUGAAGAAGGAGCUGGAGUACUUUGCGAAGGCGCUGGAUUGUCCGGAGAAGCCGUUCUUGGCGAUUCUGGGGGGCGCAAAGGUUGCCGACAAGAUUCAGUUGAUUAAUAAUUUGCUGGAUAAAGUCGAUGAGAUGAUUAUUGGAGGAGGGAUGGCGUAUACAUUCCUGAAGGUGGUGUAUGGAAUGAAGAUCGGCAAUUCCUUAUUUGACGAUGAGGGGGCCAAAAUCGUCAAGGACCUAAUGUCAAAAGCCGAAAAGAACAAGGUCAAGAUCCACCUACCAUGUGAUUUCGUGACAGCCGAUAAAUUCGAUGAAGCUGCAGCUGUUGGUAGCGCUUCUCUAGAGUCUGGAAUUCCUGACGGUUGGAUGGGCCUUGACGUAGGACCCAAGACCAUCGAAGCGUUUAAAGAACCCAUCACUAGGGCUAAAGUGAUCGUGUGGAAUGGCCCAGCCGGUGUGUUCGAAUUCGACAACUUCGCCAAAGGGACCAAAGCCAUCAUGGAUGAAGUUGUUGCAGCCACACAACGUGGCGCUGUCACCAUAAUUGGUGGUGGGGAUACGGCCACGUGUGCUGCAAAGUGGCAGACUGAGGAUAAAGUUUCACACGUUUCGACAGGAGGUGGCGCUAGUUUGGAACUUCUGGAAGGAAAAGAACUGCCAGGAGUGGUGGCCCUGUCUGAUGCUUGAAUAUUUCUAAGUUUAAAUUUGUAAAUUAUAUAUUUGAUGUAAAAUUAGCGUAAGCACUAAAAAACAAGACUUUUAAAAUAGAAGAAGAAUAAAUUUGUG